Messenger RNA from Ailuropoda melanoleuca (giant panda), 12860 nucleotides. It is a transcript of the gene PALD1, whose product is annotated as phosphatase domain containing paladin 1. The record is from RefSeq and is a predicted model, not a curated record. The transcript has 19 exons. Lineage: Eukaryota; Metazoa; Chordata; Mammalia; Carnivora; Ursidae. Bases 339 to 2729 code for a protein of 796 amino acids.
GCCGGGCGGGGUCCGCCUCUCGGCGUGGGGGGCGCGGGGCGCGGAGAGCUGAGCUGCGCGCUGGGCUUGGGGCGCGCAUCUUCCACCACCGGUGAGCGCGGGCUGAGGUUCUCCCGGCCUCGCCUCGUUGCGCCCGGCCUGCCCGCCUCCGGAGCCGCCUCUGCCCACGGAUGGGCUGGGGAAGUUGGGAGGAGCGAGCCGGAGCCCGCGCAGGGCGCGCCCAGCUGCUGCCUGACUUGGCGCCCGCAGUCCGGGCGCAGCGCGCCAGCCGCAGGAGCGCGGAUGCCCCCCGGAGCCGCGGGCUGGCAGGUUUGGGGUCCUGAGGCUGCCAGCGGAUUAUGGGUACCACGGCCAGCACAGCCCAGCAGACGGUUUCGGCGGGUGCCCCCUUCGAGGGCCUCCAGGGUGGCGGCACGAUGGACGGUCAGCACUCGCUCAGUGUCCACUCCUUCCAGACCACAGGCUUGCACAACAGUAAGGCCAAGUCCAUCAUCCCCAACAAAGUGGCCCCCGUCGUGAUCACGUACAACUGCAAGGAGGAGUUCCAGAUCCAUGAGGAGCUGCUCAAGGCCCAUUACACGCUGGGCCGACUCUCAGAUGCCACCCCUGAGCACUACCUGGUGCAGGGACGCUACUUCCUGGUGCGGGACGUUGCGGAGAAGAUGGAUGUACUGGGCACUGUGCGGAGCUGCGGGGCCCCCAACUUCCGGCAGGUGCGAGGUGGGCUCCCCGUGUUUGGCAUGGGACAGCCCAGCCUCUCUGGAUUCAGGCGGGUCCUCCAGAAACUCCAGAAGGAUGGACACAGGGAGUGCAUCAUCUUCUGUGUGCGGGAGGAGCCCGUGCUGUUUCUGCGCGCUGAGGAAGACUUUGUGCCCUACACACCGCGAGAUAAGCAGAAUCUUCACGAGAACCUCCAGGGCCUGGGACCUGGGAUCCAGGCAGAGAGCUUAGAGCUGGCCAUCCGGAAAGAGAUCCACGACUUUGCCCAGCUGAGUGAGAACACGUACCACGUGUACCACAACAUCGACCACCUGCUGGGGGAGCCCCACGCCGUGGCCGUCCGGGGCGAGGACGAUGUGCACGUGACCGAGGAGGUGUACAAGCGGCCCCUCUUCCUGCAGCCCACCUACAGGUACCACCGCCUGCCCCUGCCAGAGCAAGGGGCCCCCCUGGAAGCCCAGUUUGAUGCCUUCGUGAAUGUCCUCCGGGAAACCCCCGGUCUGCUGCUGCUCCGAGAUGCCCACGGGCCUCCCCCUGCUCUCCUCUUCAGCUGCCAGACAGGCAUGGGCAGGACCAACCUGGGAAUGACCCUGGGUACCCUCGUCCUGUUUCACCAGAGCGGGGCUGCCUCGAGGCCGGAUGCUGUCCCCCUGCAGACCAAGCCACUGCCCCUGGAGCAGCUCCAGCUGAUCCAGAGCUUUCUUCACAUGGUGCCUCAGGGGAGAAAGAUGGUGGACGAGGUGGACAGAGCCAUCACCACCUGUGCCGAGCUGCAUGACCUGAAGGAGGUCGUCUUGGAACACCAGAGGACGCUGGAAGGCCCCCGGCCAGAGACCCCAGCCCAGGGAAGCUGCAGCCAGCACGGUGUCCGGCAGAGGGCGCUGCAGAGCCUGGAGCGAUACUUCUACCUGGUCCUGUUUAACUACUAUCUCUACGAGCAGUACCCGCUGGCCUUUGCCCUCAGUUUCAGCCGCUGGCUCUGUGCCCAUCCCGAGCUGUACCGCCUGCCUGUGACACUGAGCUCAGCGGGGCCUGUGGCCCCCGGGGACCUCAUCGCUAAGGGCUCUCUGGGGGCGGAUGACCUCAUCUCCCCAGAUGCGCUCAGCACCAUCAGAGAGAUGGACGUGGCCAACUUCCGGCGGGUGCCCCGCAUGCCCAUCUACGGCACAGCCCAGCCCAGCGCCAAGGCCCUGGGGAGUAUCCUGGCCUACCUGACUGAUGCCAAGAGGAAGCUACGGCAGGUCGUGUGGGUCAAUCUGAGGGAGGAGGCUGUGCUGGAGUGUGAUGGACACACCCACAGCCUGCGGUGGCCUGGGCCGCCCAUGGCCUCCGACCAGCUUGAGAACCUGGAGUCCCAGCUGAAGGCCCACCUGAGUCUGCCUCUCCCAGGCACGGGGGGGCCACCGACCCGCAGGUUCCAGACAUGCCUCACCAUGAAGGAGGUCUUCACCCAGCACUGUGGGGCCUACCCUGGCCUCACUUACCACCGCAUCCCGCUGCCCGACUUCUGCGCCCCCUGCGAACAGGAUUUUGACCGACUGCUCGAGGCUCUGCGGGCUGCCCUCGCCAAGGACCCGGGCACCGGCUUCGUGUUCAGCUGCCUCAGUGGCCAGGGCCGGACCACGACCGCAAUGGUGGUGGCUGUGCUCGCCUUCUGGCACAUCCAGGGCUUCCCCGAGGUGGGCGAGGAGGAGCUCGUGAGUGUGCCUGAUGCCAAGUUCACCAAGGGCGAGUUUGAGGUGGUGAUGAAGGUGGUGCAGCUGCUGCCUGACGGGCACCGCGUGAAGAAGGAGGUGGAUGCGGCCCUGGACACCGUCAGUGAGACCAUGACGCCCAUGCACUACCACCUGCGGGAGAUCAUCAUCUGUACCUACCGCCAGGUUUCAUCCGUGUUCCAGCACAGAUCAUUAACUUCAUUCCUUUUCGUGACUAACAUUCUAUUGUAUGGAUACAUCACAUUCUGUUUUUGGUGUCAUGCCUCAUCUAAGGUCAUGAGAAUUUACCUCUAAGAGGUAAGUAGAUUUCUUCUAAGAUUUUACAGUUGUGACUCCUUAUGUUUAGUCUUUGAUUCAUCUUGAGUUAAUUUUCAUAUAUGGUGUGAGGUAGAGAUCCAACUUCAUUCUCUUGCAUGUAGAUACCCAGUUGUCCCAGCACAUGUGUUGAAAAGACAGUUCUUUCCCCAUUGAAUUGUUUAGGCGCCUCUAAGAAAAUCCAUUGACUGUAAAUAUAAGGGCUUAUUUCUGAGCUUUCAAUCCUGUUCCAUUGAUCUGUCUAUUCUAUGCCAGUACUAUACUGUCUUAAUUACCAUAGUAUUGUAGUGGAUUUUGAAAUUAGGAAAUGAAUUCUCCAAGUAUGGCUUCUUUUUCAGAACUUAUUUUGGCUAUUCUGAGUCCCUCGUAUUUCCAAAUGAAUUUUAGGAUUAGCUUGCUAAUUUCUGAGAGAAAAAAAAAGCCAACUGAGAUUUUGAUAAGGAUUUUGACGCAGAUCAAUUUGGGGAGUGUUGCCAUCUUUUGAUGCGUGAACAUAAGAUGUCUUUCCAUUUAUGUAGGACUUCUUUGAUUUUUUACAAGGUAUUUUAUAGUUUUCAGAGUGUGAGUUCUAUGCUUUUUAUAUUGAAUUUAUUUGUAAGUAGCUUAUUGUCUUUAUGGUAUUAUAAAUGGAGUUAAUUUCUCAGUUUCAUUUUUUAGUUUGUUCACUGUUACUAUAUAGUGAUACAGUUGAUAUUUGUAUAUUGAUCUUCUAUCUUGCAACCUUGCUAAACUAAUUGAUUAGUUUUAAUACUUUCUUUAGUGAAUUUCUUAGAAUUUUUUGUUUACAAGAUCAUGUUGUAUGCAAAUAGAGAUAGUUUUGCUUCUUCCUUUCUAAUUUGGAUGCCUUUUGUUUAAUCUUCUUGCUUCAUUGCCCUGGCUAGAUCCUCCAGUGGAAUGUUAAGUAAAAGUGGCUAGUGCAGACAUCCUUGUCUUGUUCCUGAUCUUAGGGGGAAAGCUCUCAGCCUUUCACAUUAAAUCUGAUGUUAAGUGUGGCUUUUUUGUAGAUACUCUUUGUCAGCUUGAGAAAGUUCCCUUCCAUUCUUAGUUUAUUGAGUGUUGUUUUUUUUUUUUUCAGGAGGAGAUGUUGAAUGUUGUUAAAUGCUUUUUCCAUGUCUGUUGAGAUGAUUAUCGUGGUUUUUGCCCUUUAUUGUAUUGACGUGAUAUGUCAUUUUAAUUGAACUUUAGGUGUUAAACCAACCUUGCAUUCUGGGAUAAAUCCUAUGCGGUCAUAGUGUGUGUCUUUUUACGUUGGUAGAUUUGGUUUGUUGAGGAUUUUUGCAUUGGACUCAUAAGAGAUCUUGGUCUCUUAUGUCUUUGUUCGGUUUGCCAUUAGGGUCCUGCUGGCCUCACAGAAUGUGACUGUCUCACUUUUGCAGAUGAGACCGAAACCUCGAGAAGGGAGAGGCCAUCAUAUGAGCAUUAGUCAGCUGAGGCUGCCACAGCAAAAUACCACAACCACAUGGCUUAAACAACAGAAAUUUAUUUUCUCAUAUUGUGGAGGCUGGAAAGUCCAAGAUGAAGGUUCUGACCGGUUUGUUUCCAGUGAGCACUCUCGUCCUGCUUGCAUAUGGCCGCCUCCUCACCGUGUCCUCCUGUGUGGACUUUCCUGGGUGCCUGGAUGUGGACAGAUAGUGGGGAGGGAGAGAAAGAGGAAAGGGGCUGUCUGGUAUCUUUUCUUAGAAGGAUACUAAUCUUAGAGGUCCUGAAACUACUGGUAGAGAACAAAGAAAGAGCUAAAAGCAACCUCAGGCCCAGCAGCUGGGAUUUCACAAGCCAGUUUAAGAAAGGCCUUUCUAGGGUUUCCAUUAUAGAACCUUGCUAAAUGUGCCCAUUUGAGAGAAAGGAGGGAAGGAAGGAAAGAAAGAAGCAAAAAUUAAAAAAACUACUGUCUACGUGGUUGGCAUUUCAUAAAAGAAAGGCUAUUUUAGUACCAGGAAAGUAGAAUAGACGUGAUCUCGGAGUAGAGAAGAGUUCUUGAAUAGAUUUAUGUUUCUAAGUUCCUAUGGACCGUGAAACCGAUUAUGGACCCAGAUUUGGGAAUCACAGCUUUUAAUGACCAGGUUGCUAUGUCGUUUAGCCAGAAAGGCAGAAUGUCUUUCCUCCAAGGUCACCCUGUACUUGACCUGGCCUGGCUAGACCCGGAGCGUGUGUCCUGCCUGAUGUCAGGAUGGCCUGAGCUGCCCCAGCCGCCUUGGGAUUAGAAGGGGCCUCCGGCCUGCUCCAUGCAUGCAUGUGUAUAGACUCUGGAAUGGCUGCAUUGUUCUGGGCUGACUGGCAGAAGGAAUGUGAAUGUAGGAGUUGGAGGAGCCUGGGUUCCAACAGCAGUCUUCAUCCUCUCUGACUGCCUGUGUCCCCACCUGCCAGGCCGGACCAAUACUGCUUCCUGGCAGGGCUGUGUGUGGGAAGGACACCAGGGACCGGAAGGAAGUACAGGGCUGACACACGACAGGUGUUCAACUAAUGGGAGAGCUCUGAGGAUCACUGUAGGACCAGAGUGUCCUGUGACGUCCCUGUAGCUUCAGAAUCCCCACGGAGACCGUCAGAUUUUAGUGCUAAGGGACUGACAGAGCAUCGUCCCCUCUGUUGACAGAUGAGCUAGAGAGCGGGUUGUCUGGGGUCCCACGUGCGUUGGUGUCAGAGCGGGGCUGAGAGGCAAAGAUUCUCACUCCCGGCCCCCAGCCUCGAAAAGGUGUUUCAUACCGCCCAGCACCUGGUCCUUGUUUAGAUUUUCCGUGGGAGAUUUUAGGUUUCACUAAGCCUUUUUGUGGUUGGAUCAGGAUCCCAAGAAGAGCCACAGAUCCCAUGUGGCUGAUGUGGCCCGUGGAGUCUAGAGCUUCCCCCUCCUCUUCCCCUGAAGCGUCACCCCAGAGGUAAGCGUCACCCCUGAAGUGUCCCCCCGGGCUGCUUACUUGGCAUCUGCCGUCCGGACCUGGCUAGUUGCACGCCUGGCUUUAAGUGAACUGCGUCAUAGCUCCUCGCUUCCUGUCCAUGGGCAGAGCCGGCGGUGUGAUCAGAUCCGGCUUGGUAUUUGGCCGGCAUGGUCACGGGGGAUGCUGUGGGCUGCCACGGGGCUACAGAAAGCCCCGUGGUCUCUUUUGUGACCUGGCAGCUGCUGGUGCUUGUCCCCUGGAUUCUUUAUUUCACUGAGGUUUUGCAAAAUGCUGAGAGGCUGGCUCUCUCCUUCCCUCUCCAUUAAUGAACUGCAGUCAUUCCAGAAAGAUACGUCCCGCCGAGGUGUGGUGGAGGCAGGAAGGCAGGGCCAGAGCUUGGUUUUUCACUUGGCUUGCUCGUGUGCAAAGGAGGUGCUUCUCUAAAGCCGAGGGGAAGGAUGUAGGGUUUGGUGAGCCCUCGGGUUGCUCCAGACUCGGGUGAACCUGGAGUCUGUGAUGAGGGGCGGGUGGCCAGGGUGGCCUGGGAGAAGGAAGACAGAGGGGCUCCUGAGGGGAGGCUGGGAGUUGCUAGAGGCCAGUGCUGGAGGCCAGGGGACCCAGCCCCCACACGUCCCAACUCGGAAACAGCGUGGGAGGUGCUCCCAUGAGGCUGGCUGUACAUUUUCUCGUCCACGGUCUGGCUCAGCCCUUACUCUGUGUCUGUGCUUGAGGAAGGGCCGGCUGUACCAUCACAUCCGUGUUUACAUUUGAGCAAGGGAGGCCCUGGGCUUGCCCAAGAACCCACCACUGGUGGAUGGCAGGAGGAGAGCGAGACCUCAGUCCCAGACCCCCAGAUCGGGCCUCUCCGCCAGGCCGCCCUGCUGCCCGAGUUGGAGGAGGCAGGCUCACCUCCCCCCCACCUCAAGCCCUGCUGCUGGGGGCGAACAUCAGAGCUAGAAGCCAUGAUCCGUGGCUUGUGUUCCCAGCCUGAGAAGGCCAGAGGACAAGAGCACGUUGCAGACUCGGGCCACAGGCACGGGGGAGAUGGGACCAAAGCCACACGCACAUUCUCCACAGAGACAGGCCUUCCGUGGUACGACUGCCUUGGCCCCCCUCUCUGCCUGGGCCUGUCCCAGGCUCCCUGGCCUCUGCAGGUUGCAGCCCAGCACUGCGUCCUCCACUCUCUAGAGCGUCAGUGAGACCGAGUGGGGGCCUGAUCAACCCUACGUAUGUGAGGGGGCCAGAAUGCUCAGGGCAUUUCAAAAACCACCGCAAAAGGCAAAAGGAAAGAGAAAGCUCUUUGAACUAAGCCACUCUGUGAGGUUGCGAUAGAGGUGACAAGGCUGGGCCCCAGGCUGAAGAGAAGGCUGGGCCCCAGGCUGAGGAGAAUCCGGGAUGGCCACCAGCCCACGGUGGGGACACCAUCUGGUGAAUUAGUUGUUUCCUGCUGGGUCUGCAAAGGGAAAAAUAUCUGUGACAGAAACCAAGGUCAGGGCUCCUGGAGGAAGUCCUGCUAGAAUCAUAAAUGCCAGGGGCCUUUUCCUUAGCCUUGGCCGGUGACGUUAAUUCUUAGUGUUCUGUGUUUAAAACAGUCUUAUGUGUCUACCCGACUGUCCCUUCAGAAAGAGUUUGAAGAAAAACGGAGAUAAAAGUAGCCACACAGAGAGAAAUAAAAUGUCCUUUGGUCUCGAACUGAGAUUUCAUCUAUAAAUCUCUAACUCUGAGCAGUGCUUUUUGUGUUUUCUAAGACCUUACUCUUUUUGUCUCCGUUGGUCCUCAGAGCAGCUGGUAAGGAGGGGAUGGUAGGUUUUACGAGGCCAUUGUAUUGAGGAAGACACUGAGGCCUAAUGACACCGUGAUCAGCUAGAGGCAGGACCAGAACCUAUCUCCCAACUCCUCGGCCUGUGUUCCUUUCCUCCCCGAUGGCCAUGACCCAGGGGGCACUUUUGUUGUGGUGGAAAAAGGAAGGGGCAGGUGAGGAAGCCACCAGGCCCUACCGCACAGGCCCCCCUGGGUUGAUGCAGAGUUGCCAAAAGGUCAGAGGUUCAGCUCGGUGCCCCCAAAGACUAAGGGUAUUAUCUUCAGAAAAAUACAGAGUGAGACAGCUCCAGCUCUGAGCCCCAGGUGGGGUCCUUCUCCAUCUCUCCAUGACUCUGGCUUGGCCACAGUCGUUCCCUGGAGACCUCAUUCCAGUAGGUAAUGUGUCUCCAGGGCCCCGGCUGUGCAAUUAGAGCAGCCCUGGAAUGCUGCGAGCGUCACAUAAAAUAUGAUGGAAGGAGAGGGCUGCUUCCCGAGGCUCUUUCACACCCAGCCCAAGAUAGAGCCGGUGGGUGGGUGAGCGGCUGCUCGCACAGUGUGUGUGUUGUGUACGUGCAUGUGCGUGCACGUGUGCUGCGUGCAUGUGUGUGGUGUGUGUGUCAUGUGCAUGCAUGUGUGCACGUGUGUGUCGUGUGCAUGUAUAUGUGUUUACGCACAUGCAUGUGUGUCCUGUGCAUGCCUGUGUGUGUGCGUGUGUUGCACACACGCACAUGCGUGCAUAUGUGUGUAUGUGUAGGGCACGUGUUCUCAGCAGCUGUGGGCUCUCUUGCUUUCUCCUCCUUCCCACUGUGUGGCUGAGCCGGAGCAGUCUCCGCCCUCCAGGGGGACUUCCUGCUUUACCCUGCAGCAAACAUGCCCUGAGCACCUCCGUGAGCCGGGCUUGUCCUAAGUGUGCAUGCACCAUCAGGCUUGGAACUUUCAGUGGUUCCAGAGAGGUCUCGAUCUCAGCCUGUACACGCCCCAUCAAGGAGAGCCUGCCCUUGUGCUCGCUGCUGACCCUGUUAGCUUGUGGUUGUCACGGGGGGGGAUUCUGCUGCUCAUGUCUCCACGGCUGGGCCAGAGCUCAUCUCUGAAACGCUGACUCCCAGACCUUGCCUUGCACAAGUAGGGCUCCACAGACAUCUGUCUAGUGAGCAGACGAAUGGGUGGAAGGUUGAAUAAGUCAUCAUUUGAUUAAAUAGGCAAACUAACUGCUACCCUUCCUUAUACCUUUUUGUUUUUUGUCCACAUUGUUGGUCUGCCAGGAGAGGGUGCUCUUCUCCAGCCUCCCAAAAAUGCCCAGGGUCUGAGCUGGAAACCCCGGAGUUCAAGCGGGGCUCUGCUAGGAACUUCCCGCACAACCCUGGGUGAAUUGCUUUGGCCUGCCUGGGCCUCUCCUUUCCCAUCUGUCACCUGGGUCACGGUUGCUUCUCCACCUGCCUGGAAGGGUGGCGGUGAGCACAGCCUGGGUACAAGCUGAAGUGGGAUUGGGGUGUGUAGGGUGUGGUGGGCAGGGGGCUGGGAAACCUGGCCAACUUGCUAGCUUAUGUGCAAGGCAGUGGGCUCCUGAGGACCAUGUCUUGGCACCGAAUCCCAGAGCCAGGCCUAGCGGUAAAUGAUGUUUCUGGAAUGAACGGCACACAGAGAAGCCUGUGGUGCCAAGUUUAGUCCUUUCCUGCUUUGAAAGUACUGAAUAAAACGUGUUCUUUGGGGGCGCCUGAGUGGCUCAGACAGUUAAGUGUCUGCCGUCGGCUCAGGUCAUGAUCCCGGGGUCCUGGGAUCGGGCCCGUGUCAGGCUCUCUGCUCAGUGGGGAGCCUGCUUCUCCCCCUGCUUGUGCUUUCUCUCUCUCUUAAAUAAAUACAAUCUUAAAAAAAAAAUGUUUUCUUUGGAAAACUGGCUAACUUGUCUAUGGGCCAAGGGGCAUUUUCUUUGGAAAACCGGCUACUUGUCUAUGGGCCAAGGGGCAUUUUCUCUCUUCUGGGGACUAGGGACAGAAAGCUUCCUUGUGCUUGAGGACAGGCCUGAGUUCAGGCCUGAGGCCAGAGUUUGCAUGGACUCAUAGAAAGCCCCUGGAAGUGGCUGGCACUGAGUGCUUGGGGCCAAUGUCUGACGAGGGGUGGGUGGCACUGAACUUUGAGAAGGAUGGUGGGGUCGGCGCUCUAGGACCUCGCCCUUAGAGACCAGCCAUCUUUGAGGGCUGUCAGCUGCCUGCCCAGCUGGAUGGCAGAGACCCCAGGCCAUCCAUGCUCAUUCCUAUUGAGUGGGUCAGGGAAAGGGCAGCAGGCAGACUCCAAUAACGGGGGUGUUGUCUGGCUUGGAUUGACUCGGGCCCUGAGCCUGGCCUCCCUGGCUCUUCUUGUUUCUCUCCUUGGGCUCUGUUUGCCCAUGGCCUGGGCUGCGUGCAGCUCUCCAUGUGACCCCGGCAGGUCAGUUCUCCUCUUCGACCUCGGUCUCCCCUUCUGGAAAGCAGAAGGGUUGAUGUAGGUAACCCCAGGCAGUCCGUGAGGCAGGGUUUAAUAAAAAUGGGAGGUGGAAGUAUCCGUAAGUCUCCGAUUCGGCAGAUGUUUCUUGUACGCCUCCUGGGGGCCAGGCACUGGGCUGGUUCUGAAGAUGCCUUAUGAACAGCACAGGGAACUUCCUGCCCUUGUGGAACUCGCUACUCCAGGGAGGGAGACACACAAGGAACAAGACGCAAGUGAAAGUCACGUGUCAGGUCGUGAUCUGUCUGUGGGGUCCGGGGUUGCAGGUUUACAUGGGUUCUGGGUCAGGAAGGGGCUUGAUGAACAGGUGGCGUUUGAAUACAGACCUGAGGGGGUGAGUGGGGGAGCCAUGCUGACAUCCAGACCGAGGGAUACGGCAAGUGCAAAGGCCCUGAGGUGAGGGCUUGCUGGUAUGUUUGAGGGGCAGGAGAGGAGGUCAGAGGUUACAGGGGCAGGGGGCAGGGGGAUGGGGCCUGCUCCGGGAUUGCUGGGAUGAUUACACAGAUGUCAGCUUCUACUCUGAGUGCCAGUGAGGGUCUGUACAGUGGGUUGAGCAGAGGAGCCAACUUAAGGUUCUGGCAGGCUCACUCUGGGGCUCUGUUGGGAAUAGGCUGCAGGAGUGGGGUGAGGGGGGCUGGGGAGGCCAGUCAGGCGCUGUCACUGAGGUGGCCUGAGGGGGUAAGAGGCGAGCAGCAGCUGGGAGUGUUUGGAGUCGUGGGCGAGAUGCCCUGACUGCUUGGAUGUGGGGCUGAGAAGGGGCGAAGUUAGGGAGGGACGCCAGGUUUUGGCCUGAGCAGCAGGAAGGAUGGACAUUAAGAGGGGCGCACAUGGGGACCACUGGGCUUUGGGGUUGUUCAGGAGAUUCGCCUGGGCCCUGCUUCGUGAGUUUGAGAAGCUGGAGCGAUACCUACCUGGAGUCCUCAAGCAUGGCAGCAUGCUUGGAGCUCCAUUCAGCAUGGAGUCUGGAUUCCCGGGGGUGGAGGCGUGCACGUGGGGUCCCCGGUGUCCUGUCCGGACUCUAGAUUCCUGAUGGCGUUGGAGGCAUGAGACCGGCUGAGCUGGUCUGGGGAGUCAGUGCUCAUCCACUGGCUGGGUACCUGCUAGAUGCCCAGUGACAUCGACAUUCAGGGUGGUGGGGAACAGGGAAGAUGUAAACCUCGUUAUAAUCUGGUGCCCACCCCCAGGCUUGUUUUCCACACUGAUCAUUCCUUGGGGAGCAGAGGAGCUGGAGGGAUGAGUGAAGCAGGGCCUUUCCAGGCAGGAGGAAGGCAGGGGGUUAAGGUAUAGAGGCAGGGGUGAAGCAGGGGGUGUUUGAGCUUGAUGAUGGCGAAAGGGCCCAAGGCGGUCAGAGUUUGGUGUUUGGAAUAUGUGUCCCAGCUGGGAACUCUGACAUUGGGCAGUUACUCAGCCUUGUCCAGCCCCAUCUGCAAAAUGGGUGCCCAUCUCGGAGACGUUUUAGGAUCUAAUACUCAGCUCUGGGUGUGACACGCUCAGCCUGGCAGGUGCAGAUGGGAGACCCCAGACACACCUGGGGAGGUGCAUCAGCCCUGACUCAGUGGGUCUCCUCCACGUGGCGCAGGAAAGGGCAAAGCUUCCAGAGAGCCAUUGCUGGCAAUGUUGGGCCCACAUGGACACCGGCUGACCGUAGGCCUCAGAGAGCCGAAAUGCCCAGCACCCUGGCCACCGUUCCUAGGCCCCUUCUAUUUUAAGGCUCAGUCCCAAUGGAUGAGGAAGCCUUGUCCAGCUCCACCGCAGCUAAUGACAGCCUGGCCUGCCAGGCCAUUUAAAAACAGCUCCACUAUUUUUAUCAACAGGAGGAGACUGGCCUAGCCUCCUCCCCAGACAGUGCCCACAUAGGGUGAUUUUAAGGAAACUGGGGCCUUGAUAGAAAGAUGGGUCAUUGUCUCAAAUCACAGACUAUGAUCGCACAGGAUGUGCCCACGGAAUCUUCUGGAGGGUGUCAGGUGUCACCUUAACUUGCGGUCCAAAUUUAGAGCUAAUUCUACCCUACCUUGCCAGUGGGGCUCGGAAGGAAUCCCUCAGCCUGUCCACCCUGAAUAAAGCCUUCACCCUGGCUGCAGAGUCCCCGGGGAGCGUCUCAGGCCCCUGACACGUGGGCCUGUGCCUCGCAGGCUCUGCUCUGAGGGGUCUGGGCUGGGGCCCCGGAGUGCACGUGCCAGGGUGGCAGGCUGGGCUAGAGGAGGGAGUGGGCUUCCACAGUUGGCUGCCAGCCCGGGUCCCCACCUGCUGGGCACCGUCCUCAGUCUCUGUGCCGCCCCACGGGCUGCUUGCUCUCUCCACGCCGAGCCCCGCUGGCCUGGAGGCCCAGCCACAUCCCACAGUCUCUGGGAAGCCUGUCUCUGGUCACGUACGAUCCCUUCUCUCCCCGGCACGUCACCUUGUACCAUUCUAGAAGGCGCUCAGGAUGGCUUGUUAAAAACACCAAUGCCCCCCGAGCCAGCACAUCUCUUUCUUCCCUCAGCCGCUGUGUCGUUUGUUGUGCCCCAGCUCUGGCGGCCUUUCUAGGAGCUCUUCCAGCCUUGGGGAGGGUGGGGCCUGGGCUGGAGCCGGAGGGCUGCAUUCACCCCCUUCUGCCCCUGAUCCUGAGCCGUUUGAGAAAUGGGCAAGGAAGUCCGUUAAGGACCAGUCGGGGUCAGAGGCCAAGAUGGGGGUCCCCCUCCCAAGAAGAGGGGCUCUUACCUGCCUGUGAGCCUCUGGAGGCCGCAGAGCCCCGGCCACGGCGGCCGAGGGGAGGCCGUGCUGCGCCUGCAGUCAGAGCCCAGAUGGCUUGGCCUUGCCGUCCGUUGGUCUCCCCUGUAACCUGAGCCGUGGCCAUGCCUUCUCGAAUCCCUGGCUCCUGUCCCAGCCCCAGUGCUGUGCGUGUGUCUCUGUGUCCAUGGUGUGGUGUGUCCGUGCGUGGGGAGGACAGACCCCGCACCGACCCCCAGCCCGUGCCAUCGUC